AUGGUAAAACCUAUAUACAACGAAUUGAGAAAUGCUUUUCUUAUUAAACAGAGAAAUUAUUACAGAAGAUUUUUAGGUCCUUGGAAGAAAAAAUUAUCUUUCAGAAAACAUCAGUCAAAUAAGGCAAGUAACGUUCGCCGUGGUAGACUAGCUGAGCUCUCGACUGAGUAACUGGCAUUAAAAAUGUUCUCUGUCACUGAAAUCAUUCACACUAAACCAAAUUUGAUUACCGCAUAAGCGCUAUAAUCCUGUAUGUAUAGGUUAUUACUUUUUAAUUUACUUUGUAACAAGUUCAAACAAUAACGAAUUAUUUGGCGACACAGAGACUACUUGAGGGUGGAUGACCUUGUCUUCGUUUCUAAUCAUUUCCACUUCUAGUGCCGCCAUCUUACAUAAUUUGAAGAAAUAAUUAUAUAUACAUAGAUAGAAAGAUGGAUGAAGAUUCGAGAGUGUCCCGACUAGUCUAGAAUAUGAGCGCCGAGGAUAUCUGCGUAUUAUACCAUUAAGUUCUUCAAGGCUAAAAUUUUCAGACAUGAACAGGUGUUUGCUUUAUAUUGACUCGUAACCGCACUAUAGACAAUCUUUUUCGACUCUUGAACAUACUCAGAGUGGUGUUUUUCAACUUUUCAAAAUUUUUUGGAAAAAGCUUUUUUUGACCUUGUCUCUCAUCGCCUAUCAACAUCUGCCCUUAAGGCCCUUCCCGGACGACAUAUCUUUGAGUAUUAAGCAUUUCGAUAAAUCUUGAUCGUGACAGUGCCACAGAGAAACACACACUCAAACUAUUUUUCAUAGGACUCUCCCUUCAGUCGAGGGAAAAAUGCAUCAUUCAGUAAAAUAAAUUAUUAUUUCCUUGUCAUAAUUUUUAUUUCUCAUAAAAUAUUUCUAUCUGAAAGAAAAAGUGUUCAUUUGAAUUAAAAUUAUAUUCGAAAAUGAAAAAAUCCCUCUUAUGAAAACAAAGUUUUCCCUUUAAGAUGAAUUCGCAAUGGG
Molecule: messenger RNA, 987 nt
Organism: Adineta ricciae
Lineage: Eukaryota; Metazoa; Rotifera; Eurotatoria; Adinetida; Adinetidae
Source: the annotation of a GenBank genome assembly